AUAUUUUGUUGACAUUUGUUUGUGAAAGACAAAAAGCAUUCGGCACUCGUAUCGGGUCGCUUAUAUUUGUUGGGAAUCAACUAACGGGAGGACGGGAGAGCGAAAAUAGUUAUUAAAACACGCAUGAGGGUUUUAAAAGAGCUCAUACAAAGACUAGUCUCAAAGCAAGCCUGAAAGAAGAUCGGGAUCAGAGCAAGUCGGGAACAAAACAAACCGUGUCACCCUGACUACACACAGGCUGAAUCAUUUACAAGCUAACCGGCUCCCACUUGUAAUCUUUUCUAAACGUAACUAACAUUGAGUAGUAAGCUAAUACUGGCAACGCGCACUGAAUUCCUAACUCGGACGCAGUAUUUUACGCAUUUACGUGGUGAUUUAGGGUUAUACAAGCGCGUCGGUCAGACUAGCUAGUUAGCAAUGUAAUGUUAGCUUUUCCUACCCUUAUUUUCUUGAGCUGCUUAUUAGAUACAAAAUGUAGCCUGGGUUCCCAGUCUUUGCUCGUUUCGUAAAGUGUUUGCUAUAAACAGUUUGGGUUGAUUGAAAAAUGAAGCACAAUGGCUAACUUUGAAGCCUACCAACAAUAUCAGAGGAUUGAGGACUUCGAGGAAGACUCUCCUCCAGGGGAAGAAGACCUACUGGUGCAUGUCCCAGAAAGUUUGAAAGACUCAUGGCACCAUAUCAAGAACUUGGAUAACUUCUUUACAAGAAUCUAUCACUAUCAUCAAAAAAAUGGCUUCGCCUGUAUGAUGUUGUCAGAAUUCUUUGAACUCAUUCAGUUUCUGUUCGUUGUCACAUUCACUACUUUCCUUGUCAACUGUGUGGAGUAUGAUGUCCUGUUUGCCAAUCGAGCAGUGAACCACACCGGGCAAGGCCAGAACCCAUCGGAAAGAAGCAAAGUAACCCUUCCGGAUGCCAUCUUACCAAGCCAGCAGUGCAAACAGAGGAUACAAGAGAACAGCUGGAUCAUAUUCCUUCUUAUCAUGGCUGCCAUCUUCUGGAUCUACCGUCUUGUUAAAGUCUUCUGCAACGUUUUGAGCUACUGGGAGAUCAGGCAGUUCUACAUCAAAGCACUGAAGAUUAAAAUGGAUGAACUAUGCAACUUCACAUGGCAGGAAGUCCAGGAUCGGCUCAUCAGUUUGCAGAGGGAACAGCAGAUGUGCAUUCACAAGAAGGAGCUGACAGAACUUGACAUCUAUCAUCGCAUUCUGCGCUUUAAGAACUACAUGGUGGCGAUGAUAAACAAAUCGCUGCUGCCAGUGCAUCUGCAGCUCCCCCUGCUGGGCAAUGUGGUCUUCUUAACCCAAGGCCUCAAGUACAACUUUGAGCUUAUCCUUUUCUGGGGUCCCGGCUCUCUGUUUCAGAACAAAUGGAACCUGCACCCCAAGUACAAGCGCAGUGGAAAUCGCCUUGAGCUGGCCCAGAAGCUAAGCAGAGUGAUCCUGCUGAUAGGCCUGGCCAAUUUGCUGCUAUGUCCUUUCAUCCUGGUGUGGCAGGUGCUUUAUGCUUUUUUCAGUUAUACUGAAGUUAUCCGCAGAGAACCUGGAAGUUUGGGCGCACGCCGCUGGUCCCUGUUCGGCCGUUUAUACCUGCGCCACUUCAACGAGCUGAACCACGAGCUGCAUGGGCGAUUGGGUCGUGGCUACAAACCCACUUCGAAGUACAUGAACUCGUUCACAUCGCCGCUACUGACUGUGCUUGCUAAGAACGUUGCUUUUUUCUCAGGGUCGGUGCUGGCUGUUCUUAUUGCACUGACUGUUUAUGAUGAGGAUGUUCUUACAGUGCAGCACAUUCUGACUGUUAUCACAGUGCUGGGUGUGGUUAUCACUAUAACCAGGUCUUUCAUCCCGGACGAACAUAUGGUUUGGUGUCCGGAGCAGCUUCUGCAGUGCGUGCUGGCUCAUAUCCACUACAUGCCAGACCACUGGAGGGGGAACGCAAACAAAAGCGAGACCCGUGACGAGGUGGCACAGCUGUUCCAAUACAAAGCGGUUUUCAUUUUGGAGGAGCUGUUAAGCCCCAUUGUUACUCCCUUCAUCCUCAUAUUCCACCUGAGAAACAAAUCCCUAGAAAUCAUUGACUUCUUCAGGAACUUCAGUGUGGAAGUGGUUGGAGUUGGGGAUAUCUGCUCCUUUGCUCAGAUGGACAUUAGGCGGCAUGGAAAUCCAACAUGGAUGUCAGAGGGCCAGACAGAGGCAUCUCUUUAUCAUCAGGCUGAGAAUGGCAAGACAGAGUUGUCCCUCAUGCAUUUCACCAUAAAGAACCCCCGUUGGCAGCCGCCUCAGGAGAGCUCAUUGUUCAUCAGCCACUUAAAAGAGAAGGUGCAGCAUGAUGCACAGGGUGGACCUUCAACUCAGCUGCUGCUCUCAGAGGCCCCUCUGUGCACUUCGCUGCACUCCAACGAGUCUGGCACCGGGCCUGAAAAUCUUUUAGCAAGUGUCCUGGCCCACCCCAUCCUCACCGCAUCUGGACUACAAGGGAGAGACCACCGCUUCGUCCCACCAAGCUCUGCUGCUUCUGCCGCAGCCAGUGUCCUGGCCUCUUUGUCGACAUCCCAUCAUGCACAGCCAAGUCGAAGUCGCCCCCACGGCCUUCUGCCCUCCUCCGUCUACCCUGAGACCACCAUGUACCGCAGUGAUCACACUAUCAUUAACAGCAUGUCCAACAGUGACUCUCGCAUCCGGAGCAAUGCGCUGCACUCAGAGUUUGCCUCAGCAGAGAUGAGCCUCCAUGCCAUUUACAUGCAUGAGCUCCAUCAGCAUAGCUCCCACCCACAGAGGACGUCAGGACAGUGGCAGAGUUCAGUACCAAUGCGAGAUCUUCACACAAACACAGGUUUUCAUUCUCAUGGUUGUCAAAGUUCCAACAUUUCCAUGCUAGCUCCUGCCCACCUUGGUGGCUGGAAAGAAGAGGAAGAAGAGGAUGAAGAUGAUCAGGAGAUCAACAGUGGAUCUACUCCAAAAAAGGCCACGCCAAUCAGUUCAUGAAGUGCCUUUGUCAUAAGUGUUUACAUUUUUCUUUCUUUGCUGAACAUUGUGGCCUUAUAUGAUCUUCAUAGAGUUUAGCGCAGACCUUUAAAACAGCAUUCAGCGUUUGUCAUGGGACGGGGUCUGCCGAUGAAUAACCACUGUUUUUGCACCUCUACACCUCAUUGUGUCAUAUCAGGGAGUCUAUGGCAUCUGUCUUCCAUCCUUUUUAUCAUGGUUUUAUCAUUAACUUGUACAAAACUCAUUCGGAAGUGUAUAGUUUGCGUGAUAGUGGAUUUAAACGACUUAAGGCGACGUUAAAAAAAGGCUCAUCCCAACCUCUGCUUUCAUUCUUUGUGCACAGUUUUUCAAAUACGUGCGCAUCACAAACAUUUUUAGAAUGGUGUGAACUUCACCAUCUGAAAAACAUUUCAAUAUGUUUGGUGUGAACCCUUGUGACAUGUAGCAUCUAACUCAUCUUUUAAAAAGUCAUAUUUUUGAAAUACCAGAUCUAAUCACUAAAAAGCUACCAAGUAUUUAUUUGAUGAAAUGCUGACUAUGAUACCCUUUGAUAAUAGAAUAUAAGACAUCUUCAGACUUCAUAUUCAAAUGCUUUCAUGCUGCUGUCCAUGUUCAUUGGGCCUAAACAACAUUUUGCUCAGUAUUACCAGUUUAGGUGUUCUAAUAACAUUUUGUUUUUUCUAUAGAAAUGAGCAUCGAGGAUUCUUGCCAUUAAAAUCCCAAUGCAGACAGAAAAUGCCUGUUAGGUCCAUUUAGGCUGACCACUAGUCAGCUUUAUUGCUUAUUUAUGUGUUUUAAAUGAGUAUUUAAAUACCUCUUCUCUGUAUUACCUCAGUGGCAGUGAAGAUGAAUUUAAGCCGCAGUCAAUACCUCUGCAGUGGAAAUAUUUUGGCACUGCACAAAUGCAUCUCUCAGCUGCAUUUAGAUUUUAAAUGCACAUUUAAAUUGUAAGAGGUACAUUUCUUUUUUCAAUUUUUACCAAGCAGAUAAGAUGAGCUUUAAUAUUUCUUUUAAAGAUUGGGAUGUUUUGCUUUUGCAAAUCUUCGUUAGGUUAGUUUUUUUUUAAUCAAUAUUAGUCUUCCCAGAAUUGUUGCAUAUAUAUGUAAUGUUGUCAGAGGGGCUGAAUCUUAAUCUGAAAUCUUAAUGUUUUACAAUUCCUCUUAAACUUUGUUGUUUCAAAGUAAAGUCCCAAUAAAAAAAAGAUCUCUCAGUUAUUAGCUUUAAGAAUAUUUAUUACUUUUCUUUCCCCAAAUAUUUAAAUUAUGAAAUCAUACAUUUAUUAUUUAUAAAACAAAUAUUUAGACAAUUAAUUUAGAUCAUUCAUCUGGAUUUUAUUGUCCUCAUAAAACAGCAAGCCCACCUGCAUGAUGUUAAAGGCAAUGAUGAUUUUUGUAUAAAACCUCAGCAUGUGAUGUAUUGUUAUCCCCUACAGCAAGGAAAACACUGUCCCAAUCAGUUUAGGUCGCUUGUGAUAUGCACCUGCAUGUGUUUUGCAUUCAAAGUAAAUUUGAAAUUUUAUUUUUUUUCCACAUGUUGUAAUUUUUUUGUUCAAGACACACUGGACGUGAGCUGUGUACAGAAUUAAUACUGUCUCCAAUUAUUCUUUAGCCAUUUAUAUCCUAAGCAGUGCCUUAGUGUUACGGAUUAGUAUUUGCUCUUUUAGAAAGACGUCACAUCUGAACCAUCAAAUCUACUUUUAUAGACUUAGCAGCACAUACGAUGUACAGUAUUUUCUGAUCAGCAGAUCACAUGUGGAUAUAGCGUCUACUAAGUUGUGGAUGUUGCUCGUAUAAUUAGCCCGUGUGUCAGUCAGUCUUUUCUAUCUGGCAGCAUGCUGCUUCUUGUCAUGAUGUAUGGGUUUAAUAACCUACAGAGGCAGAAAUUUGUCUUUUGUUUGAUCAUUUCCUAAUGGGCAAACCUCAUACCAUUCUUUUGUAUCCACUACACACCAGUCAAAAUAUCGCAGAGACUGGAACACGGUGCUAAGUUUUCAUCCAAAGAUGGUGAAUAUUAUGUUUUCAAAUAGGUUGUUUCUUACAAAGUUUUUGGUUUUGUUUAGUUCUGUAAAUUAGGCAUUAUCUGACAAAGGAAACAUGCCAAAAUAACUUGUUUUCUGCACAGCUUUACUAUACAUGUUGUUCCCUGUUUGUGAUUAUAGACUAAUAAAUUCAAUUUUGAGUAUAUUUAAUCAUUUGAUGUGUGUGUGAUGUUGAAAUGUGUUCUUGAAAUAAAAGUUUUCAAUUUUC
Girardinichthys multiradiatus is the source of this 5230-nucleotide messenger RNA. RefSeq names its product autophagy related 9B (gene atg9b). The transcript has 14 exons. The coding region runs from base 555 to 2984 and encodes 809 amino acids. Gene Ontology annotation, cellular component: autophagosome; phagophore assembly site. Gene Ontology annotation, biological process: autophagy of mitochondrion; protein localization to phagophore assembly site. The record is from RefSeq and is a predicted model, not a curated record. NCBI's taxonomy places the organism in Eukaryota, Metazoa, Chordata, Actinopteri, Cyprinodontiformes, Goodeidae.